CCGCGCGGACCCGAGGCUCGGAGGCGGAAGUGAGACGCCGGAAGCGGCCGUUGCCAUGGAUCCUGAGGAGGACUGGCUGGUGGAAUCCUUGCGCUUGUACCAGGAUUUCUAUGCAUUCAACCUCUCAGGAGCCACUCGAGUCCUUGAAUGGAUUGAUGACAAAGGAGUCUUUGUUGCUGGCUAUGAAAGCCUGAAAAAGAAUGAAAUUCUUCAUCUGAAAUUACCGCUCAGACUUUCUGUAAAGGAAAACAAGGGCUUAUUCCCAGAAAGAGAUUUCAAAGUGCACCAUGGAGGAUUUUCAGACAGGUCUAUCUUUGAUCUAAAGCACGUGCCACAUACCAGAUUGCUGGUGACCAGUGGCCUUCCAGGUUGUUAUUUGCAGGUGUGGCAAGUUGCAGAGGACAGUGAUGUCAUUAAAGCUGUCAGCACCAUUGGUGUGCAUGAGAAAGAGGAGAGUCUCUGGCCUAGGGUGGCUGUCUUCACCGCGAUGGCACCUGGAGUCCUCCAUGGGGCGAGACUCCGCAGUCUGCAGGUCGUUGAUCUGGAAUCCCGGAAGACCACAUACACCUCAGAUGUCAGUGAUAGCGAGGAGCUGAGUAGCCUGCAGGUCCUAGAUGCAGACACCUUUGCCUUCUGCUGUGCUUCGGGCCGGCUGGGGCUUGUUGACACCCGCCAGAAGUGGGCACCACUGGAGAAUCGCAGCCCUGGCCCUGGGUCUGGUGGAGAGAGAUGGUGUGCCGAAGUUGGGAGCAGGGGCCAGGACCCUGGGCCCAGCAUUGCCAGCCUUGGCUCAGAUGGGCGUCUUUGUCUUCUUGACCCCCGGGAUCUCUGCCAUCCUGUGAGCUCAGUCCAGUGCCCAGUAUCCAUACCUAGCCCUGACCCAGAGCUGCUACGAGUGACUUGGGCCCCAAGCCUGAAGAAUUGCUUGGCCAUCUCAGGUUUUGAUGGUACAGUCCAGGUCUAUGAUGCCACAUCUUGGAAUGGAACGCGGAGCCAAGUAGAACCUCUCUUCACUCACAGAGGUCACAUCUUCCUAGAUGGAAACGGGACGGACCCUGCUCCAUUGGUCACCACCCACACCUGGCACCCCUGCAGACCAAGGACUUUGUUAUCAGCAACAAAUGAUGCCUCUCUGCAUGUGUGGGAUUGGGUGGACCUUUGUGCCCCCUGCUGACACCAGCAUCUUUCCAUCCAGGCCUCUAGAAAGGGGAGGAGCUGCUGUAGUAGCAAGGCUACUGAUGUAGGUAGGACUCAAGUGACUGCCAGUUCCUGUUACCAGCUGUGUAGCCUUGGGCAGGUACACCAGCGUCACUUAGCCUCAGGUUCCUUAUCUGUAAAAUGAGGAUAGUAAGAACUACCUCGUAGUGAUAUUGCAAAGGUUAGAAGAAAUGCAUGGUGUAAUUACUUGGUAGCUACUGUUAGAUGUGGGAGUGUAAAAUGGCAGUGUUUUGUCCCUAUCUUCACACUAGCAUAGGGAGAAUCGAAAGAGCUAACAAACAUGCUUUGUGAAUUUUUUUAAAGAAAAAAAUGUAGAGGGGCCAAUAAACAUGAAAAAAUCCCAGCCCUAGUAACAAUUUAA
Rhinopithecus roxellana (golden snub-nosed monkey) is the source of this 1579-nucleotide messenger RNA. It is a transcript of the gene WDR73, whose product is annotated as WD repeat domain 73. The record is from RefSeq and is a predicted model, not a curated record. Bases 56 to 1174 code for a protein of 372 amino acids. Gene Ontology annotation, molecular function: protein binding. The transcript has 8 exons. Gene Ontology annotation, cellular component: cytosol; spindle pole. Gene Ontology annotation, biological process: cytoplasmic microtubule organization. Lineage: Eukaryota; Metazoa; Chordata; Mammalia; Primates; Cercopithecidae.